AUGGAUACUCCCGUUUCCAGCGCCGUAAUGGAGGAGCUUUAUGCCCAGGCCCUUGCCGAUCCCCAACUCCCUCGUGCCAACCCUACAACGGCAUUCUGGCAACUCCCCCCGCAUCCGUCCAUGUCCGAGAAGCAGUCGGUCAAGCUGCUCGCGACGACCGACUAUGCCAUCAUCGGCUCCGGCGUCACAGGUUGCAGCAUGGCCAAGACACUGCUUGACAAUACACCUUCUGCCUCAUCCUCGGUAACCGUCUUUGAGGCGCGAAAGCUGACGAGCGGCGCCACUGGUCGAAAUGGCGGCCUUCUCACCAAUUUCGUUCCCGGCCACUUCAAACAUCUCAUGGAUCGGUUCGGCCAAGAGCAGGCUGUCAAGAUUGCACGGUUUGCAAACAGGACGCUUGAGAAGAUGCACGCGCUAGCCAACUCGUCUGAGGAGUUCAAGGAAGCUAGUGUCGUGCGGAGAACCUUGGAUGUCAUUGCCUUUGAUGACGACCAGUCCUUCAAUGAUGAGAAGGAGGGCUUUAGGCUCUAUGAAGAAUAUGUCACGGAGGAGGCCGGCAAGACUCAAAUACUAACCGCCGAGGAACUUGCGACGAAAUACAACGUCAAGGCAAAUUCAGGAGCUAUUCUCUUUCCAAAUGGCGCAUUUUGGCCGUAUCGAUUGAUAACUAGAAUAUGGGCCCAGCUCCAAGAGCAAUAUGCGUCACGCCUCUCUAUCGAGACCAACACCCCAGUGUCGGAGGUUUCCUACGACCCAAGCAAUGCCACGCACCCUUACCUCCUGACCACACCACGUGGCGUCGUCCGCGCCUCCAAGAUUCUUCAUGCCACAAACGGCUACUCCGGGCACCUGCUGUCCGGCCUGCGCGGCAAGAUCUACCCGCUCCGCGGUACCAUGUCGACGCAGAAGCCGCCUGCGGCGUUUGGCAACCACGGCCGCGCCCUCACGUGGAGCCGGGUUGGCGGCGGCAGCUUUGACAUGGCCACCGGUGUCGUCGAGCUCGGUUUGUACUACUCUAAUCAGAAUCCGGACUCGGGCGACAUCUUCAUCGGCGGCGAGAAAACCAAGCUGAAUGAGGUUUUCAUUAGUGAUGACUCGGUAGUGGGCGCACCGUGCGAGGAGAAUAUUCGUACGAAGCUGCCCAAGUGCUACACCAAGGGCUGGGAAGAUGUGAGUGAGCACGAGGUAAAGAAAGUCUGGUCCGGCAUCAUGGGCUUCACGGGUGACCGGCUGCCGCUGGUGGGAAAGCUGCCAGCCGAGGCGACGAAUCGCGACGGCGGCGACGAGUGGAUUGCGGCGGGCUUCAACGGCUACGGCAUGCCUCUGUGCUGGUCCAGUGGAGAGGCUGUCGCCAAGAUGAUUUUGGGACAAGAGGUUGACGAUUUCUUGCCGGAGUCGUUUGUGAUUACCGAAGAGCGCCUGGGAAGUAAAUCAAUGUCGUUUGAGACGGCGAUCAACGGUUUACUUUCUGGGUACGUCUGA
This is a messenger RNA of Cordyceps fumosorosea ARSEF 2679, 1482 nucleotides long. RefSeq names its product FAD dependent oxidoreductase. The transcript has 2 exons. The record is from RefSeq and is a predicted model, not a curated record. Lineage: Eukaryota; Fungi; Ascomycota; Sordariomycetes; Hypocreales; Cordycipitaceae. Gene Ontology annotation, cellular component: cytoplasm. Gene Ontology annotation, molecular function: oxidoreductase activity. The coding region runs from base 1 to 1482 and encodes 493 amino acids.